UGCGGCAAAGGCCCGACGAAGACCGUCAACCUCCAUGUUCGUGAAUUUGCCGAAGAACCAAGCCAGCUUCAGCGUUUAGUAGUGAUUUUGCAUGUGUACCAAGCUCAUUAGCUAGACUGCUUCCAUAUAUUUACCUCUGCCGCGCGUAACAUACGUUGAUGAUGUUACACCAAAGUAGGGGCGCUGCCCCCGCCCACACUGGUACAUGUUCAACAACUGCGAAUCAGCUCCAGCCUCUAUUCAUUAUACCAUCUUGCUCGACCCGACGGGCGUCGGCGCACAGCCGGAGGAGUGCCGCGAGCCUUCUACGUGCGACGGGGCCUCAGCGGAGUACUAGAGGCCUGCGUGUGCUGGCCAUCGACGCUGCGCAACCGUUUGAUUUCGAGCACCGCAUGCGACAACGCAUAAAUGACGAAACCCGGCUUAAAGUUGGCAUUGUGGGCUUCGGCACGUUCGGGCAGUUCUUAGCGAAGCGUCUUGUCGCCAAAGGACACCAGGUGAUUGCGACCUCUCGGACGCCGUACGAGGAGAUCGCUCGCAAAAUUGGUGUGGAGUUCUACCAGGAUGUGGACGACUUCUGUGAGGAGCACCCAGAGGUGGUGCUCCUCGCCAGCUCCAUCCUGUCGACAGAGUCGGUGCUCCGGAACCUGCCAGUGCAGCGGCUAAAGCGAAACACGCUUUUCGUGGACGUGUUGUCCGUGAAGGUGUUCCCCAAGCAGCUGCUGCUGCGUGAGCUGCCGCCCGAGGUGGACAUCCUGUGCUCGCACCCCAUGUUCGGGCCGGACAGCGGCAAGGGCAGCUGGGCGGGGCUGAACUUCAUGUACGAGAAGGUGCGCAUCGGGGCGGACCCCAAGCGCGAGCGGAGAGUGGAGACGUUCCUCAAGUUCUUCCGUGAGGAGGGCUGCAACAUGGUGGAGAUGACGUGCGAGGAGCACGACCGACAGGCCGCCUCCACGCAAUUCAUCACGCACACGGUGGGCCGCAUUUUGGGCACCAUGCAGCUUCGCUCCACGGAAAUCAACACCAAGGGCUUCGACGCGCUUCUCAACCUGGUCAACAACACCACCAACGACUCCUUCGAGCUGUACUACGGCCUCUUCCUGUACAACCAGAAUGCCACGGAUGAGCUGGAGCGGUUAGAGAAGGCGUUUGAUACCGUUAAGAAGCAGCUGUUUGGACGGUUGCAUGACAUCGCACGGCAACAGCUGUUCCCAAUGGUUGAUGCGAGGAGCACAGGGGCAGGGAGCGGGAAUGGCAACGGCAUCGUUGUUCCGGCGUCGUCGCAGCCGGUGCUGCCGGCGCCACGGGAGCCGCUGGCCCUGCCGGCUGCAACCCAGCAGCAGCAGUACGCGUCUGGCAAGACGAUUGAUGUAUAGCCGGGUAAUGUUAAGCCAGUUGGUACCGCCGGCUAUACGCUUGGGAUAGGGGAUAGGGGACGCAUGAGUGCUUGCGUGCAUUGCUUCAUGCGGGGCAGGCCUUACACGGGAUGGUGGAACUGUACAUGUUGCAUGGUAUUUGGCGCGCGUUGAGUUCGGGUAACCCUAGGUAGUUUCAGCGCAAGAAUGCUAUAGUUGAAGCUGGUUAAGCUUGCAGGCUUAGCCACGCCGCCCUGGAGCCUCAUGCGACGGGCGCGUGGCUUGAAGUUGAUAGAUCCUAUAGGCUUUCUUUCUUGAGCGGAGGGACGCAUACCUUGCACCUUUCACGGCAGGGCCAUGCAUCCUGCGACCUGGUGUUGCAACACCUGCCCAAAGAAGGGUUGAUGGCAAGGUUGGGAGGUGGCGGAGGGGAUGCUGUGGACGUUAUUUUUCAGUAACGUUAUUUUUCAUGUCCAAACGGGAGCGUUGUUGAGGUGUGACAGCAUAAGUGUUACAAGCCUUCAAUUGAGGCAAAGCUUGUGUCCCGGGCGUAACAACGCUGGGUUUCUUUCCGUACGUGACCUGACGUACGUGCCCCAGCGUACGUGCCCCAGCGUAAGGGGGAUGAGUACUAUCACGUCCAUUAGGCAUACCUAUAAAGGUAACAGGUGUAACGAAACCUACGGUGUCG
This is a messenger RNA of Astrephomene gubernaculifera, 2046 nucleotides long. Lineage: Eukaryota; Viridiplantae; Chlorophyta; Chlorophyceae; Chlamydomonadales; Astrephomenaceae. The record is from the annotation of a GenBank genome assembly.